Molecule: messenger RNA, 777 nt
Organism: Alligator sinensis (Chinese alligator)
Lineage: Eukaryota; Metazoa; Chordata; Crocodylia; Alligatoridae
Exons: 7
Coding region: 1-777 (258 amino acids)
Source: RefSeq, a predicted model, not a curated record
AUGAGUGAGCAUGUGCUAACCUACUCAGAUGUGAAAUUUGAUCGGUCUAAAAAGAAGAAACCUGGAAACAAAGUGAUACAGAAGGAAAUGACAGCUUAUUCUGAGCUGAAGUUUCAGAACCUGCCUGAGCAGCAGAGAAGCACAAGAGCUCAGCAGACAGAGCGCAGAGGGCCUUGGGGCAGCCCAAGCCCACGGAGGAGAAAUAAAGAUCCUUCAGCUACACCUCUUCAACGGCAGCUUGCCACCCUUGUUCUUGGGAUUCUCUGCCUGAUUUUAUUGAUAGCAACAGGAGUUUUGGGUUACAAUGUGGUUCAGCUGGGCAUUGAGCGGAACAGCUUCCAUGAGCAGGUGGGAUACCUCUCAUCUGAGCUGACAUCCUGUCAAAACCAAGGAGUUCCAGGAAGUGUACAGGAGCUUCCCCAUGAUAUAGGGGAGAAGUGUCCAGCGCGGUGGAGUCACAGUACAAGUAGGUCCUACCUUUUUUCUCCUGAAAAGAGACCUUGGGAUCAGUGUAAAUACUCCUGCAGUUCUCACUCUGCAAGCCUGAUCAUGAUGGAGAGCAGAGAAGACUGGGGACUCAAACAAUGGGAGCAGGGCAAAUGCACCUUCUUGUGUUCAACAGCCCACCAUCCUCUGCUUGUGAACUCUGAAGAGAAAGAAAAGCACAAUGGGCCAGACCUCGUGCUGGUGUCAGAGCUCCUUGGGCUCCAGUGGAAUGAUGCUGACGGCCAUCAGCAGAGGGUCCGGCCUGUUUGUGUGAAGGAGCCCCAUCCCUGA